Molecule: messenger RNA, 5095 nt
Organism: Nymphaea colorata (pocket water lily)
Lineage: Eukaryota; Viridiplantae; Streptophyta; Magnoliopsida; Nymphaeales; Nymphaeaceae
Exons: 2
Coding region: 1195-2304 (369 amino acids)
Molecular function (GO): nucleic acid binding; zinc ion binding
Source: RefSeq, a predicted model, not a curated record
AUCAUUUCUUAAUUCCGCAUCCAUGAAGAAGUAAUGUAAAGAUGAUAAAUGAUUAUUAAAUAUUAAUACAGAUUAGAAAUUCCAAAUUUGCCACAUAUCCUGCGAACAAACCAAAUAUGCUUGUACAAUCCUGUGUUGUUAAAACAAAGGAACAUUUGUCACUUGAUGCCACAAGAGUAUCCGUAUAGGCUGUUGAGAAAACGUGUUGCUUUUUGAUAUUUAAAGUGUUAUGUGUUUUGGUAUUUAGUAUUAGGUAGCUUUCUGAAUUUUUAAUUUUUUGGUGGACUCUUUAUGUAAAGGGUUAGUCUUAACCCUAAUCUUAUUUAGUCUAAUGAAAAGAGGAGCAGCAGUACGUUUUUCAGCUGCUACCUUUCUCUCCUCCUUCCUCUCAUUCUUCUCUACCUCUCAACGUAACAUGGUAUCAGAGCCUUGAGACCUAGGGCUGUGACGUCUAGGGUUUUCCGCAGCUUUUCUUUCUCUCCUUUUCUCUUCCUAUCAUUCUCCAUCAAGUUGGGCGUCUAAGGUUGCUGCUGUCGGUGGGACUGCUUGAUAAAGAAAAAGGGGCAGAUCACGUUCUUCAUGUAGAGACGUGAUCUGUACCCUAUGUUGCUGCUAAAAAAGAUGUGUUGCUGUUGAUGUUCAGAUCUUAAGGUUGAAGUCCCUCAUGUUGCUGAAGAAGAUGUGUUGCUGUUGAUGUUCAGAUCUGAAGGUCGAAGUCGACUAGUUGCUGUUUUGGUUCAGAUCUGAAGGUCGAAGUCGACUAGUUGUUAUUUUGGUUCAGAUCUGAAGGUCAACGUUGCUGUUUUUGUUGGUUCAGAUCUGCAGAAACAAAAAAAAAGGUUGCUGUUUUUGUUUGUUCGAAACAGUUCAGAUCUGAAUCCAGAAGUGUAUCAGAUCUAGGUGGUGUCGUUGCAACGUGUUGGUGUUGAUCAGAUCUGAUUCAGUGGAUGUUAUUAUCAAAAAUAUAUAUAUAUAUCAGAUCAGACGUUUUUUUUGUGUGUUUCAGGUUUGAUUUUCAGACAUUAAAUCAAAAUAUAUAUAAAGUCUGAUAUGCCUGGCGCGUGGAGGUUUGAUUUUCAGACAUUGAUUAUCAAAAAUACAUAACGUCCGAUCUGCCUGACGUGUGGUGCAGAGUUUUUUUUCAGUCACAGGUUGAUUUUCAGUCUAUAGUGGGCCUGAUUUCGUGGUUUUAUCAUGGCUGCAAACAGAUCUAUACAAUUUGAUAGAACUGAAUCUGGAAAUCAACACUUAGAGGCAAGUGUUGAGUACAAAGCUUUCUCAAAUCCUUUUUCGUUUGGAUCUACUAUCAAACUUGAUGGAGCCAACUAUGAUGUAUGGGCUAGAACCUUCAUGUUGUCUGUCGUUGGACAUGGGAAGAAAUAUAUAUUGGAAGAAGAUGAACCAGUUGAAAAAAGUGGUAAAUACGCACGGUGGGAGGAAGAAAACAACAUUAUUAGUGCUUGGCUUAUGAAUAGCACUCAACCCCACAUAGCAGCAGGACUUUGUUAUUAUAAUACAGCCAAAGAUAUGUGGAAUUCUCUUCGGCAAACGUAUUCUCAAGAUAAAAAUAUCAGCAAAAUUUUACAGGUUCAGCAAGAAUUGCUACAAAUGCAGCAAGGUGACAUGGAUUUGACAGAAUAUUUUACAAAGUUGAAGUUUGCUUAUGAAAAGAUGAAUUCCUUAAAACCACCCUGUAAGCAUUGUCUCAAAUCUCACAUGGAGCAAAUGAUUGUGGUUAAAUUUCUUGCUGGACUAUCUUCUGAUUAUUCUGCAUCCAAGGCUCAAAUGCUUACAGGGUCUGAUUUUCCCGAUCUUGAUGAGGCCUUCAAUAGACUAAACAGAUUGGCUAUUACUCUUCUUCCUUCCUCAAACAACUCGCAACCAUCUGCCCUUGCCUCAUUUGGGGGAGGAAGAGGUGGUCUAUAUUCUUCCCGUGGUAGAGGAAGAGGCCGAGGCCCUGGAGGACGUGGAAGACUUCAGUGCACAUAUUGUGGUCGUCUUGGUCACCUAGAGGAUAGGUGCUGGAAUAAAGUGGGUAAACCUAACUCAUCCACUUCUUCGUCUGUGACAUCUUCAUCCAGCUCUAUUCCAAAUACACAUCCUGUCAGUAUGGCUCCUAAGGCGAAUCCCACUGUUGCUUCCGUAGAUGCUACAUCUCUUAAUUUAAGUCCAGCUGAAAUUGACUUAAUUAUGGAGCAUAGGUCUAAUGCUACUCCUUCUACCUCAUCGGCAUCUACAGUUGUCACAAGUUCAGCGUACUCUGCAGGAUCUAUCAACUGGGAGGAAGAUUGGUGGAGGCCAUGAGAUAGAUGGAAUAUACAUCUUGGAUACAUCCCCUAAGGAGGCGUCAUUCCAUGUUGAUUCUACUUCAAGUGCCUUCCAGUGGCAUCUCAGAUUGGGUCAUCCUUCAUUCCCUAAACUUCGGCUGCUGUGUCCUCAAAUCUCUUCCACAACGUCUAUCGAGUGUGAAGCUUGUCAACUGGGCAAGCAUUGUCGUACUUCCUUUCCAUCGAGUCAAAGUCAGUCUAGUCAAUGUCUAUUUGAUUUAGUCCAUGUUGAUGUUUGGGGGCCUAGUCGGGUUUCAAGUCGGUUGUCGUCUCGUUAUUAUCUUUCUAUUGUUGAUGAUUUCUCUCGUGUCACUUGGGUGUUUUUGAUGAAAGACAGAACUGAAGCUUCUUGUAUCUUGAAAUCUUUCAUAUUGGAAAUAAAAACUCAAUUUAAUUCUUGUGUCAAGGUUGUUCGCACUGACAAUGCUCUCGAGUUCAAAUCCUCUCAUUUACUUGAAUUCUAUAAAUCUCUAGGUAUUGUUCCACAUUUUACAUGCCCUCACACAUCUCAACAGAAUGGUGUAGUUGAAAGAAAACAUCGUCAUCUGUUGGAUGUAGCCCGCACCAUCAUGAUUCAUUCUCAUAUGCCUUCCAAAUUUUGGGGAGAUGCAAUUUUGACUGCAUGUUACCUAAUAAAUAGAAUGCCAUCAUCUUCCAUAGACAACAAAAUUCCAAUACAAAUUCUAUACCCAAAUAGAGCUUUAUUUUCGUUACCCCCACGUAUAUUUGGGUGCACAUGUUUUGUCCAUAAACUUGGUCCCAAUCAAGAUAAACUGGCUGCUCAAGCAAGUAAAUGUGUGUUUGUGGGAUACUCAAAAAAUCAAAAGGGGUAUCGAUGCCUUGAUCCUAUAUGUAAUCGAGAGUUUGUCAGUGCCGAUGUAACCUUUCUCGAGUCAUCUCCAUACUUUCUUGCACGUACUUCAAAUCCUAAGUCUGAGAUGUCAUCUUCGGUUCCACUUCCAAUUCCUCCAAUUCCUCUUGAGUCCCUUCCUUGUUCAUCAUCACCCUCCAUCCCUCGGUUUAAAGAUCCUCCUCUUACAUAUUCAAGAAGAAAUCCAUCAUCUAAUGACCCAGCACCAUCUUGCUCUCAGGAGGUAAGUAGUUUGGAAUUACAUAACAUGCCUGAGUGUUCCCUUGAUGCUCCAGUUCCUGAUGAAUUACCUAUUGCUCUGCGUAAAGGGAUUAGACAAUGUACAAUUCAUCCUCUUUCUAAGUUUGUUAGUACAGCCAAUGUGGGAAAUCAUAUGUGCAAAUUCAUUGAUGCCUUGUCAGCUACAUCCAUUCCUAUUUCACAUGAACAAGCUAUGUUGGACUCUAAGUGGUACCAGGCUAUGAAGGAGGAGAUGGAUUCUCUCAUAUCUCGUCACACUUGGGAUCUCGUUUAACCUCCGUAUGGGGCAGAUAUUGUUGGCUCGAAAUGAGUUUUCACUAUCAAGUACAACUCAGAUGGUACAGUUGAGCGCUACAAAGCACGUUUGGUAGCAAAAGGGUACACACAGACAUAUGGUGUUGACUUCUUUGAAAGCUUCUCUCCUGUUGCACGUUUGGGCACUAUACGACUUAUUAUAUCUAUUGCAGUUCAUUAUGGUUGGAACAUGCACCAACUCGAUGUUAAAAAUGUCUUUCUUUAUGGGGAUUUAACUGAAGUAGUCUAUAUGCAGCAACCACCCGGCUUUGAGAAACAGGGGGAGUGUACCAAGGUAUGUCUGUUAAAGAAGGCUAUAUAUGGUUUGAAACAGAGUCCUAGAGCAUGGAUUCAGAAGUUGUGUGAAGUUGUGUCUAAGUUUGAGUUUCAGAGAUCUCCUCUAGACCAUUCACUGUUCAUAAAAAAGACCUCCAGAGGUAUAGUUGUUAUAGUUGUUAUGGUGGUAUAUGUGGAUGAUAUUAUUUUAACUGGUGACAAUUAACAAGAAAUACAGGACACAAAGGAAUAUUUGCGGCAACAUUUUGUUACUAAAGAUCUUGGCUCACUACGUUACUUCUUGGGGAUAGAAGCGGCAAGGAGCAAAGAAGGUCUAGUUCUUUCUCAAAGAAAAUAUGUUCUUGAUUUGCUUCACGAAACAGGUAUGACUGGAACUAAACCAGCUUCUAUACCUAUGAAUUCUCGUACUCAUUUAUAUGAUGACAAAUCUGAGCCUGUUGAUAGCAAAUCAUAUCGGUCUCUCAUUGGAAAGCUACUAUAUGUAACAAUUACUAGACCUGAUAUAUCAUUUGCUGUGGGAAAACUAAGCCAAUUUAUGGACAAGCCGAGGAAAGCCCAUUGGGAUGCAGCUCUGUUAUUAUUGAAAUUUCUCAAAGGCUCCCCUGGGAAGGGUCUAUUAUUUAAAAGAAGCACCUCACUUCAGAUAGAAGCUUACUCUGAUGCAGAUUAUGCAGGCUCAAUUGAUGACAGAAAGUCCACUACAGGAUUCUGUAUCUUUGUUGGUGGCAACUUAGUCUCUUGGAGAAGUAAAAAACAAGUUGUUGUUGCUCGAUCAAGUGCAGAGUCAGAAUAUCGAGCCAUGGCCCAAACAGCCACUGAGAUAACAUGGGUGAAAGGCAUGCUAGAAGGUCUUGGAAUUCAGGUUGAGCUGCCUAUAAAAAUGCAAUGUGAUAAUAAAGCGGCUACUUACAUAGCAAAUAAUCCGGUCUUCCACGAGCAGACCAAACAUAUUGAAGUUGAUUGUCAUUACAUUAGAGACUUAGUCCAAGCAGGGAUUAUCUCUACUGAGUAUGUUGCUUCCGAAGACCAACCUGCAGAUAUAUUUACCAAAGCUCUUCCAAUAUCC